Molecule: messenger RNA, 1116 nt
Organism: Impatiens glandulifera
Lineage: Eukaryota; Viridiplantae; Streptophyta; Magnoliopsida; Ericales; Balsaminaceae
Product: Golgi SNAP receptor complex member 1-1-like
Exons: 5
Coding region: 217-885 (222 amino acids)
Biological process (GO): vesicle fusion; endoplasmic reticulum to Golgi vesicle-mediated transport
Cellular component (GO): cis-Golgi network; Golgi medial cisterna; Golgi membrane
Molecular function (GO): SNAP receptor activity
Source: RefSeq, a predicted model, not a curated record
AAACGUUGGUAGCGAUGGUGAGUGGAGAGUGGAGACUGAGUCUGCCUUCCGUUUAGAGUUUUCACGAUUCUCUUCUCUCUCUCUCUCUCCCUAAAAAUAACAACAAAUCUCUGUGUGCACGUCUUCUUUCUCUUCCUCCAUCUGUGUGAUCUCUUGUUAUCGGAUUUCAAUUCUAUCAGAAGAAGAACAGAAGCAGACCAAUCCUUCUUUCUCACCAUGGAUCCGCUUACUUCUUGGGACUCCUUGAGGAAACAGGCGAGAAACAUUGAAGCACAGUUGGAUGAACAAAUGCAUGCUUAUCGUAAAUUAGUAUCCACAAAAGCUGAUGAUACAUUGGAUAACGAUCUUGAGCCUACGAUAAAUCAGUUAUUGCAACAACUUCAACAAGUAAUAUCGCAGAUGAAUUCUUGGGUGUCAUCGGGAGGUUCUGAAGUAUUAUCUCACACAUUGACUCGUCAUCAAGAGAUUCUUCAAGAUCUUAGGCAGGAAUUUAAUCGACUCCGAUCUAGUCUUCGAGCAAAGAAGGAGCAUGCUUCGUUGCUGGACGAUUUCAGGGAGUUUGAUUGGACGGGAUUAGAUCUGGAAGACAAUGGUGGAUCAUAUGAGCAGCAGAGUCUUCUUAAGGAACAUGCAAACAUCAGUAGAAGCACAGGACAGAUGGAUUCUGUGAUUUCACAAGCUCAUGAAACAAUGAAAACACUUGUGUAUCAACGUUCAACAUUUGGAGGCAUCAAUUCAAAGCUCAGCAAUGUCAGUAGCCGCCUCCCAACGGUGAAUAACAUUAUUUCUUCUAUAAAAAAGAAGAAGUCCAUGGAUACCAUUAUCCUGUCUUUGAUAGCUUCAGUCUGCACCUUCCUCAUAUUGAUUUAUUGGUUAACCAAAUAGGAAAAUGCCCCACUACCCCUUAUUAUUGCUGCUGUAAAUAUCCAGUUGGGUUGGCUAGCUUGUUUGUGUACACAUGGCUCUACUCGACUCGACCUGAGACUUGAUCAUUGCUAUAUUCUACCGACUGCUUAAACAUGGAAAACAUUUUUUAUUAUAUUUCCAUAAUCGUAUGACUAUUUUGGGUAAUAUAUAUCAGAAUCUUGAUGUGGUGUCAUUUUAUUUGCCACAUGA